This is a messenger RNA of Harmonia axyridis, 1444 nucleotides long. RefSeq lists its product as uncharacterized. Lineage: Eukaryota; Metazoa; Arthropoda; Insecta; Coleoptera; Coccinellidae. The transcript has 6 exons. The coding region runs from base 176 to 1069 and encodes 297 amino acids. The record is from RefSeq and is a predicted model, not a curated record.
UUUGCAUUAAAAUAGGAGUAUGAAGAGCAGAUCCAAGUGAAUAUCAGGACCAUUUCACCAUAUCGCGAAUGAUUCUUCAUCUGAUAAUGAACAGAAGGAGAAGUGAUUGAUCUCAAAUGAUGAUGAACAUUGUAGGUAGACGAAGUGUGUAAACAGGGUUGAAUUUUAUGAAGGGAUGAUGUGGAUUAUCAUUUCAUGGCUGACUGGUAUGGUGUUCUUCGGAUUGUUUCAAGGAUCACUCUCAGCAAACGGCCUGAAGUGGGUUCGUGUGAACAUACCCCAGUUCAGAAUGCCAGGAGAAUCAGCGGUUCUUCAAUGCGAUUACGAUUUGGGUGGAGAUGCUCUCUACGCUGUCAAGUGGUACAAGGAGCACGAAGAGUUUUACAGAUACUUACCAAAGGCCAGCCCUCCAGCGACCUCUUACAAAGUGGACGGAGUACACGUUGAUCUUUCCAAAUCGGACACCACAAAAGUGACCCUCCACUCUGUUGGUUGGAGGACGAGCGGUCUCUUCAGAUGCGAAGUGUCAGCAGAAAAACCCUCAUUCGCUUCAGCUCAAAGUGAAUCCAGAAUGGAUGUUGUAUCACUACCUGAAGAAGAUCCGGUGAUAACAGGGGUGGAGCCACAGUAUCAAAUCGGAGACGAGAUAAAUCUGAACUGUACAUCAGGUGGAAGUCAUCCUGCAUCUAUUUUGCAUUGGUACAUAAAUGAACAGCAAAUUGUCACACCGGCAUCUUUGGUGCGUUACCCCAACACUUUACACAAGCACGGUCUGGUUUCCGUGACGCUAGGGCUGAAAUUCAAUCUCAGCAGUCGACAUUUCUUGGGUGGCUCUAUGAGAGUCAAAUGUGUUGCUUCUUUAUCUCCAGAACUCUGGAGAGGAGACAGAGAAAGCGUGGUGCAAAGCACAUCCAUAAAGGAUAUGAGGGAAGCUCUUCUACUUGGUGAGUGGACCACCCUCAUCCAAUAUUCCCAUUAUGUGAGGAGCUCAACAUAUAGGAAUUCAUCUUCAUCAAUUACCAUUUUACUUUUAUCUAUAGUAAGCCGUUGGAUAUGUCUCUCUAUAUGAUGAAGUGAACUUUGAGAUGCUGAAAUAUGAGGAAUGGUGAAAUUUUUUAGUGCAUUUGUGAUGAUUGUAUUAAAGCGUGUAGACUGAACGAUAACGAUAUUUUGAACUCAAACCGAAAGAGAAAUAUUAUAAAUGAUGUACAUCCAAUGUUUAUUUAAUGUCAUUGAUAAUCUAUUUUACAUGAGUUUGCAUUGACUAUGUAGGUUCAUUCUGAAUAGUGCAACCGAUUUCGAAAAUUCUGGGUUUUUAGCUGUGUUGCUGGGUUGAUUUUGAAUGAAGGAGUUUUCCAACGCUGUUGAAAUAUUGGCCGAUAAGGCUUUCAUUAAAAAUGGAAGAAUAUUCGAUUAUUUCAAUAUAGCAGUUAACUGUGAUUUU